Messenger RNA from Onthophagus taurus, 717 nucleotides. RefSeq names its product NADH dehydrogenase [ubiquinone] 1 alpha subcomplex subunit 8 (gene ND-19). Gene Ontology annotation, cellular component: respiratory chain complex I. The record is from RefSeq and is a predicted model, not a curated record. Gene Ontology annotation, biological process: mitochondrial electron transport, NADH to ubiquinone. NCBI's taxonomy places the organism in Eukaryota, Metazoa, Arthropoda, Insecta, Coleoptera, Scarabaeidae.
ACUCACUAGAUGGCGUAACCGUCUGCUGUCUACUUUUGACGUUUAUACCAAUUUUAAGAAAUUUUAAUAAAAAAAUAGUAUUUAAAAUAUGGGUAUUACCGAACAAACCUAUUUACCCACGGAAGAAGAACUAACAGUUCAAGAAGUAAACGUUUCUGGUCCAGUUUUAAAAGCUGGAGCUCACCACUUAGGAAACGACUGUCUCCAUGAAAAUAAUGAAUUUAUGUUAUGUCGUAAUGAAACGAAUGAUCCCCGUAAGUGUAUUGCUGAAGGAAAAGCCGUAACCAACUGUGCUCUAAAUUUCUUCCGAAAAGUUAAGAGUUCUUGUGCUGAUGAGUUUAUGCAAUAUGUUAAUUGUAUAGACAAAUCAAGUUCAUACCAGUUAUUUGCUCCAUGUCGCAAAACGCAGGGGGUGUUUGAUAAAUGCAUGAAAGAUCAAUUGGGAAUGGAAAGACCCCCUUACGAUCAAUUUGCUAGGGUGCAAGUUCAUCAUACUGAAAGACCUAAACCGGAAGUUGAACCUCCAGCGGUUUAUGCAGAUGCACCUCAGUUUCUACCUGAAAAUGUUGAAAAACCACCAGCGAAAUAUGGUUCUCGUGUCCACUGGAUGUGGUAGAAAAAUAUUACCAAGUCUUUUAGAAUUUUAAAAUUGAUUCUGGAGACUUUAGUAUUGUUGUUGUUUAUUUAGUAAAAAUGUAAAUAUAAAAUAUACAAAAC